Messenger RNA from Telopea speciosissima, 1916 nucleotides. RefSeq names its product pentatricopeptide repeat-containing protein At4g21065-like. Gene Ontology annotation, molecular function: protein binding; RNA binding; zinc ion binding. NCBI's taxonomy places the organism in Eukaryota, Viridiplantae, Streptophyta, Magnoliopsida, Proteales, Proteaceae. The transcript has a single exon. Gene Ontology annotation, biological process: RNA modification. Bases 2 to 1714 code for a protein of 570 amino acids. The record is from RefSeq and is a predicted model, not a curated record.
UAUGGAAAUCAGCACAAUGACCCAUGCCAUGCAGCUGCACGCACAAAUGAUCAAAACGGGAAAACAAGACAACUACGUCAAUCUAAACAAUCUCUUCACCUUCUCUGCCUUAUCCCCUUCAGGAAAUCUCACCUAUGCCCGCCAAGUCUUCAAUUCCCUUCAAACCCCGAACUCCUAUUUCUGGAACACCAUGAUCAGAGGUUAUGCAAAAAGUCCAGAGCCAGACCAGGCUCUCCACCUUUUCCUCGCAAUGCAACUUCAAGAGGAUGCACCUAACCCAGACAAUUUCACAUUUCCCUUCGUCCUCAAAUCUUGUACUCGUUUGCACCGGACCCGCGAAGGGAGACAACUCCAUGCAGUCAUCUACAAAGCUGGGCUCCAAUCCGAUCAAUUCGUACAAAACUCUCUCAUACACAUGUAUUCUUCUUGUGGGGAAUCUACUUUUGCAAUGCAGGUAUUCGAGAAAAUGUCUGACCGGAAUGUGGUCUCUUGGACUUCAAUUAUUGAUGGCUUAGUUGACGAUGAUAGGCCUUUUGAGGCUCUUCAUAUGUUUGCACGAAUGGAAGAUGAUGGUGUUGCACCUAAUGAUGCGACCGUAGUUUCUGUUCUCAGAGCUUGCGCUGAUGUAGGAGCAAUGGGUAUUGGGCAGAAGGUUCAUAAACUGGUUGAACAUAGUGAGAUUGCUUCGAGGGCUAAUGUCUGUACAGCUCUGAUAGACAUGUACGCCAAAUGCGGCUGUAUAGAUAGUGCUCGACGGGUAUUUGAUGCAAUUGUCAACAAGGAUGUGUUUGUAUGGACAGCGAUGAUUUCUGGCCUAGCCAGCCACGGCCAGUGCAGAGAGGCCAUUGAUUUGUUCAAUGAAAUGAGAGAAGCAAACUUAAGAAUGGAUGCAAGGACAGUAACUGCAGUAUUGUCUGCUUAUAGAAAUGCUGGUUGGGUUACUGAGGGUCACCAUUUCUUUAACGAUAUGGAGAUCAAAUAUGGGAUAAGACCCACAAUUCAACACUAUGGAUGUAUGGCUGAUCUUCUAGCCCGUACUGGGCAUUUGGAGGAUGCGGAGGAGUUUAUCAAAAGUAUGCCCGUUGAACCUGAUGUAAUUCUAUGGCGAACACUCAUUUGGGCCUGCAGAGUUUAUGGAGAUAUCGAACGGGGAGAGCGUUUGAUGAGCCACCUCCAGCCUAUGAAGACGGAUUCUAAUGAUUGUGGGAGUUAUGUGCUUCUUGGGAAUGUCUAUGCCCUCGCUGGGAAAUGGCGUGAGAAGGCAAAAAUGAGAGAAUUCAUGAAUCAGAAAAGACUUGCAAAACCACCAGGAUCUAGCAAGGUUGAGGUGAAUGGUGUAAUCCAUGAAUUCGUAGCAGGGGACUCGAGUCACCCAGAAGCAGAAAAGAUCUAUAGAAGGUUGGAUGAAAUAACUGAGCGACUGAGAGAGGAAGGCUACCACCCCAAAGUCUCAGAGGUCUUGCUUGAUAUUGAGGAUGAGGAGAAAGUUACCCAGUUACAACAUCACAGUGAGAAGCUUGCUGUUGCUUUUGGGCUAAUUAACUCACGCACAGGGACAAAAAUUAGGGUUGUGAAGAACUUAAGAUCUUGUGCAGAUUGCCACUCUGUGAUGAAACUUAUCUCAAAGAUAUACCAGCAAGAGAUAGUCAUUAGGGAUCGGAUUCAGUUCCACCAUUUCAAGAAUGGACAAUGUUCUUGUGGAGAUUAUUGGUAAUGUUGAAAAUGUUGUCUUGAAGAAGGAUCAGACAGGGUAUUUCCUUGACCUCUCACGUUGGUUGAUCUUGCUACGUAGUUUUUCUUAUUGAUGGUUGAGCCAUAUCCAUUUUCACAGAACUGAACUCUACAGAUGGAACCAUGGCCCAAAGGUUCCAAACUGGCCUAAUAAUGCAUAGAGUUCCUUACAUGGAUUCCACCAA